CACACUAUUAGAUAGCAAACUGCAAGCUGGCGUUAGAAAAACAUCAGUUCCAAAUAUUUUAAAGUUGGCAGCGACUUUGAGGUUCUGUGCUCAGGGGUCGUAUCAGCUAAGUGUCGGGAACGAAAGUUGUAUUGGGCUUGGCCAAUCUACGGUGUCCAUAAUUUUGGCGGAAGUAUUCAAUGCUUUGGAGGAAUGCGUCUGCAGAGAUUGGAUAAAAAUGCAAAACAGUGAAGAGGAAAAACGAGAAACAAAGUGUUAUUUCUUUGGGAGGAGCGGAAUACCCGGAGUAAUAGGCUGCAUAGACGGUACGCACAUCAAAAUUGUUUCCCCAAAAAAGGAGCAUCAGCAUUUGUAUUACAAUCGGAAGGGAUUUUUCAGCUUGAAUGCAAUGAUAGUUUGCGACAACGCCAUGCGAAUCCGCUAUAUCAACGCGAAGUACCCUGGAGCUACGCAUGAUGCUAAUGUUUUUAAUAUGUCUGCGUUGAAGCAACAAUUAGAAGAAGAGUAUCGUAGUGGCGAGCGAAAUGUGUUAUUAGUCCCUCUACAAAUCGACAAAUCUUCAGUACCGAAUUCCAGUAAUAAUUCUACUCUGAUUCUUAACGAGUACAAUCAAACUCAAAGGGAUGGCAAAGAACCAUCAACCCAAUGUUCUGAACGAACACCACCAAUUACCAAACCUACUUCAGCUCCAGUCCCUAAUCACAAUCAAGACGGAGACAGCAAAGUUAAACCACCACGACUCCGCGAUGUUUUCUUUAUCUCAGUGCUUGGCAUAUAA
Molecule: messenger RNA, 778 nt
Organism: Rhagoletis pomonella (apple maggot)
Lineage: Eukaryota; Metazoa; Arthropoda; Insecta; Diptera; Tephritidae
Product: putative nuclease HARBI1
Exons: 3
Coding region: 218-778 (186 amino acids)
Source: RefSeq, a predicted model, not a curated record